AUGCGGGGCUGCGGGGCCCGGCUGGUUUGGCUGCUGGUGCUGGCACUGGUGCUGGCCUGGCUGGGCCCAGUGUUGGGUGGUGAGGAGGAGGAAGGUGGGGAGGUGGUGGCGGAGAAGGAGGGGAAGGAGGAUGAGGGGGUCUCGGAUGAGCUCAAGGAGGAGGAUGGCGUCCUGGUGCUUCAUGAGCACAACUUUGCCCGUGCCCUGGCUGAGCAUCAGCUGCUGCUGGUGGAGUUCUACGCGCCCUGGUGCGGGCACUGCCAGCGCCUGGCCCCUGCCUUUGCCCAGGCAGCCACCACGCUGAGGAACGAGUCCAGCCCGGCGUGGCUGGCCAAGGUGGACGCCACGGCACAGGUGGCCCUGGCCAACGAGUUCGGCAUCACCUCCUACCCCACGCUCAAGCUCUUCCGUGGUGGCAACCGCACCCACCCCAUCGCCUACACUGGCCUCAUGGACGCUGAGGGCAUCGUGCGCUGGGUGCGGCGCCGGGCCGGCCCCAGCGCGGUGCUGCUGCAGGACCCCAGCACUGCCGCCGCCUUCGUUGCCUCCCAGGACUUGGUGGCCGUCGGGUUCUUCAAGGACCUGGAGAGCGAGGUGGCCCAGGCGUUUUAUGAGGUGGCCAGUGAGAUGGUGGACUUGCCGUUCGGUGUGGCCAAGGAGGCUGAGCUCUUCAAGGAGUACGGGCUGUUGGCUGACACUGUCUGCCUUUUCAAGAAGUUCGACGAGGGACGGACAGACUUCCCCGUGGACCCGGUGAAGGGGCUGGAUGUGGCCGAGCUCACCCGGCUGCUCCGUGUCCACAGCCUGAAGCUGGUGAUGGAGUUCAGCUCUGAGACUUCCAAUGAGAUCUUCAGUGCCAAGAUCCCCCACCACAUGCUGCUCUUCCUCAACAAGUCGUCGUCGGCUCAGCUGGGGCUGCAGGACGGAUUCCAGGCAGCUGCCACUGCCUUCCGGGGCCAGGUGCUCUUCGUGGUGGUGGAUGUGGCUGGGUACGGUGCUGAAGUCCUGUCCUUCUUUGGCAUGACGGCUGCCGACGCCCCCACCCUGCGCCUGGUCAGGAUGGAGAACAACCGCAAGUACCGGAUGGAGCAGGACACCUUCUCGGACACGGCCAUACGGGCCUUCAUCCAGGAGGUGCUGGAUGGCAAGGUGAAGCCACACCUGCUGAGCGCAGAGCCCCCAGAGGACUGGGACACACGGCCUGUAAAAGUCCUGGUGGGGAAGACCUUCGAGCAGGUGGCGUUCGACGAGACCAAGAACGUCUUUGUCAAGUUCUACGCGCCCUGGUGCUCCCACUGCCAGGCCAUGGCGGCCGCCUGGGAGGAGCUGGGAGAGCGUUACAAGGACCACGAGGACAUUGUCAUUGCUGAGAUGGACUCCACAGCCAACGAGCUGGAGAACAUCACCAUCCAUGGCUUUCCCACCCUGCACUACUUCCCCGCAGGGCCAGGCAGGAAGAUGAUUGAGUAUAAGAGUGCUCGAGAUGUGGAGACCUUCUCCAAGUUCUUGGAAAAUGGGGGGACGCUGCCUGAGGAGCCUUCUGUGCCCAAGGCCCCUGGGAACAGCACGGGCAGGGAGGAGCCGCUGGGAACAGCAGAAACCCGGGAGGAGCUGUGA
Apus apus (common swift) is the source of this 1617-nucleotide messenger RNA. It is a transcript of the gene PDIA2, whose product is annotated as protein disulfide isomerase family A member 2. The record is from RefSeq and is a predicted model, not a curated record. Gene Ontology annotation, biological process: protein folding; response to endoplasmic reticulum stress. Bases 1 to 1617 code for a protein of 538 amino acids. Lineage: Eukaryota; Metazoa; Chordata; Aves; Apodiformes; Apodidae. Gene Ontology annotation, cellular component: endoplasmic reticulum. The transcript is spliced from 11 exons. Gene Ontology annotation, molecular function: protein disulfide isomerase activity.